This is a messenger RNA of Pseudovirgaria hyperparasitica, 1952 nucleotides long. RefSeq names its product glycoside hydrolase. The transcript is spliced from 6 exons. Gene Ontology annotation, molecular function: alpha-L-arabinofuranosidase activity. Lineage: Eukaryota; Fungi; Ascomycota; Dothideomycetes; Acrospermales; Acrospermaceae. The record is from RefSeq and is a predicted model, not a curated record. Bases 341 to 1861 code for a protein of 506 amino acids. Gene Ontology annotation, biological process: polysaccharide catabolic process; L-arabinose metabolic process.
AAGUGAUUGAAACUGUCAACUGUUUGCUAUCCCCUACGUGCAUGGAACACUUUCUGUACUGGGCCAGAAUCGUUUUUCAGGCAAACGCCGUUGUGCUCAUCCGGAUCAAAGCAUCAUCCAUCGAAGCAUAUAUCAUUGCUACUUUUGAGCUGCCAGCCCAAUGAUGUCGGUGUGAAUGCAUAGACAGAUCCUUCCGGUGGGACAAGCUUUCCAAAAGUGGGCUGUCCGGUCACCCCACUCCCCAGUGCCACGACUGAAGCUACAGACAGCUACAAUUAUAGCUAUGAGUUUGAAUACUUCUCAUUGUAGUAUUUGAGAGUCUCGAUCGUUACCAUACGAGAUGGCUACCUUUACGAAGAUCGCAGACAACGAGACACCGUCCAUAACCUUGGAUCCUACUCACACCAUCUCCAAGAUUGACGACAAUAUAUAUGGAGGCUUCUGCGAGCAUAUCGGACGCUGCAUCUAUGGUGGGAUCUACGAGCCAGGGCAUGCUUCCGCCGACAAAGAUGGCUUCCGAACCGAUGUGCUAGAAGCUCUUCGCGAACUGAACAUUCCGGUGGUCAGAUACCCCGGCGGCAACUUCGUAGCGUCGUACCAUUGGAUGGAUGGCAUUGGUCCAGUAGACAAACGCCCAAAGCGACAGGAACUGGCAUGGCUAACCACGGAGAGCAAUGAAUUUGGCACUGACGAGUUCAUGAAAUGGUGUGAGGUCCUGGGCACUGAGCCAUACAUGUGCCUUAACAUGGGUACUGGCACACUCGACGAGGCUCUCAAUUGGCUUGAAUACUGCAACUCGUCUGAUGACACAUUCUACGCCAACCUCCGCCGUAAGCAUGGCCGCGAGGAGCCCUACAACGUCAAAUAUUGGGCUCUGGGAAACGAAGUCUGGGGCCCCUGGCAAGUCGCCGAAAUGACCAAAGAAGACUAUGCCAAAACAGCGAAGCAAUGGUCUAAAGUAAUGAAGUUCAUGGACCCGUCCAUCAAGUUGAUCCUCUGCGGCCAGACAGGCACAACGUCUUGGGACGCGCAUGUUAUCAAAGAAUGCAUCAACUGGGACCCUGCUGCUUUCAGAGCUGGCACAUGGGCACCGCUCAUUGACAUGGUCAGCAUACACAUCUACACCGCCGCCGGAGAACAUUAUCCGAACGCAACAGCACCACGAUCGGCCGAGCGCGCCAUCCAAGUCACCGCAGCUCUAAUCGACCUGGCACGCAUCGAAAAUGGUGUGCCCAGCAACAUUCCUCGCCAGACUAUUUGCUUCGACGAAUGGAACGUCUGGAGCCCCGGCCGUGCACCGCCCGAGCAAGGUGCCGAAGAGCUAUACACGCUCUCUGACGCCCUGGCCGUAGCCGUGUGGCUGAACGUUUUCGUGCGACAGGCGCAAUUCAUGGGCAUGGCCAACAUUGCGCAGAGCGUCAAUGUAAUCAGCCCACUGAUGACGAGCGCGAAGGGGGUUAUCAGGCAGACGACGUGGUAUCCGCUGCUGUUGUUUUGCAAGUAUAUGCGGGGGCAUACGGUUGCGGUCAAUGUCAAGAGUGGAGAGUAUGGGGGUAACACGGAGCCUGGGUGGAUCAGAGGCGCAAUAGAGACGCCUUGGUUGGAUGUGAGCGCGGCGGUGAGUGAUGAUGGGUGGGUCAGUCUUGCUGUUGUCAACAUUCAUGACGAGAGGGACUUCAGCACUGAUCUAAAUGGGGUCGAUUCCAAGGAAGUGCAGGUGUACACCGUGACAGGUAAGAACACAGGCGUUGUCAACAAGGAGGGCCAGGAGGAGGUUGGACUGGAGGAGAGCACCUGGAAUGGGGAGGGCCAGUUCAGUUUCUUGAAGCACUCAUUCACAUUACUCAGGUGGAAAGCGUAAUAAUUGCGAUGAGUCAGGUCGAAGUCUGAGUGCUCUACAUAUUUAGACGUUUUUUUAGGUCGGUCCAUCUUCCUGCUCGUAAUGGAUCCAG